Messenger RNA from Homalodisca vitripennis (glassy-winged sharpshooter), 1501 nucleotides. It is a transcript of the gene Nipsnap, whose product is annotated as protein NipSnap. The transcript has 5 exons. The coding region runs from base 203 to 1036 and encodes 277 amino acids. NCBI's taxonomy places the organism in Eukaryota, Metazoa, Arthropoda, Insecta, Hemiptera, Cicadellidae. The record is from RefSeq and is a predicted model, not a curated record. Gene Ontology annotation, cellular component: mitochondrion.
GUUGCCAUUAAAAAAUGGUUAUCCAAAUUGAAUUGAAUGAUUGUUAUUACGGUACUUGUAGGUUAUUGGAUUCACAUUCGUACAACAUUCCCUUCUGUUGAGAAUUUUAAACAUGUGCAUGACGAAUUAAACAGCAAAUGUUAUAAAGGAAAAUAAACACCAAAAAAUACUAUUUAACUUUUUAGUUGUUUUAUUUUUAAAUAUGGCAGUUACGUUGAGAUUAUUAUCAUUUGUUUCUCCUAGAACUGUUCAACGUUCUACAAUGAGACGAAUUAUGACAAGUUCAAGCCUUUGUGACGUGAGCGAGAGCUGGCUCAGCAAGCUGCUCGUCCGCAAGAUUGAGCCCACCAAGGAGCCCCACUCCAGAAUGUUAUCUGACAAGGAGGUUAUCUACGAGCUCCAGACUCACAAUGUUAGGCCUGACUCAACUGCAAAAUAUCUUGAUAACUAUGAGAAAUGUGUCCACAUGAUCCAUUCCCGCAAGGAUGAGUUCAAGUGCGACCUGGUGGCAUCGUGGACCGUGCAGGUGGGGGAUCUUGACCAGGCUUUACACCUCUGGAGGUACACCGGUGGCUUCACGAGCAUCGAUAAAUGCAACGCUUUACUUGCUGUCGACAAAGUAUAUCAGCAACUGUUACAAGAGCGAGGAAACUAUCUGAGGUCUCGACACCUUCAGUACCUGUUGGCCUUCAGUUACUGGCCUCCCAUCGAGCCUAGAAAGGGCAAAAAUCUCUAUGAGAUCCGCAGCUACAGCCUAAAGCCUGGUACCAUGAUCGAGUGGGGCAACAACUGGGCUCGUGCCAUUAACUAUCGGCGGAACAACGAUGAACCAUUUGCUGCGUUCUUCUCUCAGAUUGGUCGUCUGUAUAACGUUCAUCAUAUAUGGUGCUACUCUAGUCUACAGGCACGUAAAGAAACACGAGAGUCCGCGUGGAGAUCUCCAGGCUGGGACGAGUGCGUCGCCUACACGGUUCCACUCAUCAGGGAAAUGCAUUCUCGUAUUCUUAUCCCUGCCUCCUUCUCUCCAACUCAAUGAUCUGCUUUUAAAUAUCAAAUAUUUCUUUUUUAUUGUUUUCCCCUAGUUAUAUUUUAUCUGAAUACUCAAACCACGUUUUAUUGUGAACAUGAGUUGUGAACACCAUUAUUAUUAUUGUUUUACUAAAAUUGCUUGCCUUGAUUAUAUAAAUAUAAUUUAUUGUAUGUGAUUAUUGUUGGAAAAACUUAACUUUAUUACGGUUUGCACAAAUAAUCUAAAUCUUUCAAGUAUUAUUAUUUUAGAUCUUAUACAGUAUGAAUAACAGAGUUUUAUUUUAUAUUGUUAGCUAUUUCUUGUUAAUAAUUUGUCAUAUCUAACUGGUUUUAUUUAUUUGUUGUUGAGUCUAUAAUUAGAAUUAUUGUGUUGUACUCUAAGAAGAUAAACCGCAUAAACAUUGGCAUGCCGAGUGACUUAUACUCUUGUGUGUAUAGCUACCAACAGUAUCAUAAACAUGUAAAUACACAA